This is a messenger RNA of Mandrillus leucophaeus (drill), 384 nucleotides long. RefSeq names its product ubiquitin-fold modifier 1 (gene UFM1). The transcript is spliced from 5 exons. The coding region runs from base 1 to 384 and encodes 127 amino acids. Lineage: Eukaryota; Metazoa; Chordata; Mammalia; Primates; Cercopithecidae. The record is from RefSeq and is a predicted model, not a curated record.
AUGAAGCAAAGACAGAGCCACGACCUAGAAAGUCUAGGAGCUGGGAAAGUGGACACCAUUGGCACAACUCAGAAGACAAAUGUCUGUCAUACAACUAAAGAAAGCACAGGAAACCUCAUCAACAUAGGAGUUCUCCUCAAGCUCGGCCGAGAUGGGCCUUUUGGGGCCGGACAAGAAGGGGCUGGGUUGAGGGUGAUCCGAGCCUUUCCAACAACUACCCCGUGCAGUCUUCGUCUCUUCAGUUUCUCUACCUUCCUGGCUCGCGCCCUUCCAGGAGUCUCUCCCACCGGAGCCUGCGAGGAGAGGCUCAGUGUUCCUGAAAGUACACCUUUCACAGCAGUCUUAAAGUUUGCAGCAGAAGAAGUUGCUGCUACAUGGAUGUGA